Molecule: messenger RNA, 863 nt
Organism: Suillus fuscotomentosus
Lineage: Eukaryota; Fungi; Basidiomycota; Agaricomycetes; Boletales; Suillaceae
Exons: 1
Coding region: 481-657 (58 amino acids)
Source: RefSeq, a predicted model, not a curated record
CCCAUCUCAUUUUGUUGAGAACGUUGACCUCUUCCUGUUUGCAGACUGAGGUUUGUCGUAUCGCUGAUACUAGAUAUACACUUUCGACUCGAAGGCAGACAAUCGGAACCAUCCAGAUCGUCUGCUCAAGGCUUUCAGGAUCAGACAUUGUCAUCAAGCUCUCCGUUCAUUGUCCUUCGUCGCCUGUUUUUUUUUUGCUUUGUGUCACUUCAGGAAGCUUGCAUGGCCAUGGCUUACUGUGAUGUGGGCGGGAAUCAUGCCUGGAUGAUAUCCAUAUCUGUUCUUACCCGCCGACGCUUUCGGUUGUAAUCAGAGCUCGACAGACGAUGAAGACAUAUGUUGCCCCGUCUUUCGUGAUGAUGAACUCGAUCUUUUUCGUGGACAAAGAACAACGCUACUAUCUUGUGUGGCGAUGAAGCCACACAAUCAGGUAUCCCCGAAACAUAGCGUGUUGAGCAACCUUACAAUUCAGGUUUCACUAUGGGAGACAAACGCCUCACGCUACUUGGCAUAGAGGACGAUACUCCGCACGCCGAGUCCGCAUUAUCAUCGGCGUAUCAAACUGCCGUCGGCGACGAGGAGACGCCCGACAAGGUCAUUCACCUCGCAGUUAGUCUUCGGUUUUGCAGUUGUGAGAGGGUCAUUGGCACGUUGUAGUCGACGAUCCUGAAACAACAUGUUAUGGAAGCUUCCUAUGAGAAGACGUUCGAGAAUUUGGAGGGUGAUCGUGUCAUAGUGAACUGUACGAAGACGGCCUCGCGGACACUUAAACUGUUGAACAUGCUACGUGCACCCUGAAGAAGAAAGUGGCGCUCGAUCGAACAAAGGAUGGUUUUCAUUCAUAUUACCAGUGUGUAUGAUCC